This is a messenger RNA of Octodon degus (degu), 2674 nucleotides long. It is a transcript of the gene Mbp, whose product is annotated as myelin basic protein. Gene Ontology annotation, cellular component: compact myelin; cell periphery; internode region of axon. Gene Ontology annotation, molecular function: structural constituent of myelin sheath. The transcript has 10 exons. Lineage: Eukaryota; Metazoa; Chordata; Mammalia; Rodentia; Octodontidae. Gene Ontology annotation, biological process: myelination. Bases 229 to 1209 code for a protein of 326 amino acids. The record is from RefSeq and is a predicted model, not a curated record.
GGGAGCGCGCCCGUCCCUGGAGCCGCAGUCAGUCCUGCCGCGCGCCGCGAGGACGAGCUCGGCCCGGAGCCCGCGGCUGAGACCCCGGAAGGCUGCGCUCAGCUGGGACCCGCGCCACGCGUGUUCGCGCCUAGACGUCUCACGGGCCCAGUAGGGCACGGUCGGACCCGGCGCCUUCGGCCUGGCAGCGGCGGCGCAGCUCGCUGCUGAAGAGCCCGUCAGUGCAGGAUGGGAAACCACGUGGGAAAGCGAGAGCUAGGUGCCGAGAAAGGCCAUAAGAAUGGUGAAACUAACAGAAGAGAAUCUGAGGUGAAGAGGAACCUUGGUGAACUCUCCGAAGACAAUGAUGUAUUUGGAGAGGCAGAUGCGAACCAGAACAAUGGGACCUCGUCUGAGGACACGGCGGUGACAGACUCCAAGCGCACAGUGGACCCAAAGAAUGCCUGGCAGGACGCCCACCCAGCUGACCCAAGGAGCCGCCCCCACUUGAUCCGCCUCUUUUCCCGAGAUGCCCCGGGGAGGGAGGACAACACCUUCAAAGACAGGCCCUCUGAGUCCGACGAGCUCCAGACCAUCCAAGAAGACACUGCAGCAACUUCCGAGGGCCUGGAUGUGAUGGCGUCACAGAAGAGACCCUCCCAGAGGCACGGAUCCAAGUACCUGGCCACAGCAAGUACCAUGGACCAUGCCAGGCAUGGCUUCCUCCCGAGGCACAGAGACACGGGCAUCCUUGACUCCAUCGGGCGCUUCUUUAGCAGUGACAGGGCUGCGCCCAAGCGGGGCUCCAGCAAGGUACCCUGGCUAAAGCAGAGCAGGAGCCCUCUGCCCUCUCAUGCCCGCAGCCAGCCUGGGCUAUGCAACAUGUACAAGGACUCACAUCACGCAGCAAGAGCGACCCACUAUGGCUCCCUGCCCCAGAAGUCGCAGCACGGCCGAUCCCAAGAUGAAAACCCUGUAGUCCACUUCUUCAAGAACAUUGUGACACCUCGCACGCCUCCCCCAUCUCAAGGAAAGGGAAGAGGACUGUCCCUCAGCAGAUUCAGCUGGGGGGCCGAGGGGCAGAAACCAGGAUUUGGCUACGGAGGCCGAGCUUCCGACUAUAAAUCCAAAGGAUUCAAGGGGGCCCAUGAUGCCCAGGGCACGCUUUCCAAAAUCUUUAAACUGGGAGGAAGAGACAGCCGCUCUGGAUCUCCCAUGGCAAGACGCUGAACCUCUGCCUGUUCCUUACCGAGUUUUGUCCUCAGCUUCUUAACCUAAUUGCCUUAAACUUUAAUUCCACUUGUAUCGAUUAGCUAGCUAGCGCAGAUCACCUGUCACCUAAUCCUGCCGAGUUGUGUGCACAGUGGGCCAGGCACAUAGCAACCUACGGCAAUUUCCAGCCAACCGUUAAAUAGAGAAGAUGAAGACAAACCUGGUGAAAACUGCCAUCUCCGAUGAGGACGGAGUUCCCUGGCCGGCCCCGCCCUCUCCGUGCCCAGUGCACCGCAGUCAGUUCUCCACAGGCCCCAGGGCACCGACCCCCUCCCAGCUCACCUCCGUCCAUCCUCAGACUUGGUUUUCACCCUUGCGGGGCACCCCGAGCUUUUGCCGAUACUGCCAUUGAGGCACCCCAGCGUGGAACCAGAGAACGCGGGCGUGGGGCGACUGUUAUGAUCCAGGCUUCCUUUGUUUUCUUUUCCCGCCAUUCUCACCUCCUAGAGUACAUUUUAUUUUUCCUAACAGGAUUAGACAGUCAAGGAGUGGCUUCGACAUGAAGGAAUUUUCGGUAUGUGGAUGUGGGCAGGGCAGCUGUGAGAGUCCAGUGUGGGGCAGCACAGAGGGGGCUCCAGGCCGGCUACCCCACACUCCACCAGCUGAAUUGGAGUGUGGCAGAGGGAGGGAAAGGAGGCAAAUGGGCUGGGCGAUGGCCCCAGUGGGAAACGCGGACUGUGGGCAAUUAAGAUGCUGAAGAUGUAGCAGGUGUGGCCUCCGGAUGGCACUGUCGCUCUGCACAGUGGCCACCAGAACAGCCACCAUCAAGAAUCCCGUUUCCCCACCAAAGCCCAGGCGGAGAGUCCAGGGAGAUGGUGCAUCUCAGAGUGGGACUGCAGGAGUUCUCUGGGUGUCCUCACAGUGUCAUCUGGUCACUUCUUGAUGUUGGGUGUGACCAUCUGUAGCUCACAAUGGCAGUGUUUAUUGGCACACACUAACAAGCAAUGACAAGAUAACUUCCUGUCCUACAAAGGACCCCCUUAGUGGAUGACCUUGGAGUGCUCCUCCUUGAGUCACUAAUGAAGACACGGGGCUGCAGGAAGCCUCUGAAUGGAACCUCUGCUGACUUCUGCUGACCCGUGUCUCCCGCUAACCCAUUGACCCCGCCCUUUGAUUUAGCAUCCUGAGACUCUCAUCCUGGCACUGUUCUCCCUUAGAACAAAGAAACAGAGUAAAUAGUCUAUGUAAUGCCAGAAUGCAUCUUUUUAAUCCCGUUCUAAUUCCAAAUGUUUAGUGUGGGUUUAAAGUAAUACCUAUUAAUAUAUUAGAAGAAGGGAACAAAAUUCUGGAAAUAAACCCUCCAAAUUUUCAAAUGAGCACUCACCCUCUCUGCACUGAGGUCGGCUGAGUGAAUCCACCCAUGGCUACGUCCAGGCAGCAGGGGCUGCAAAAUGGCCACGGGCCCAUGUACUGUUCUUGAAUA